Molecule: messenger RNA, 1205 nt
Organism: Hibiscus syriacus
Lineage: Eukaryota; Viridiplantae; Streptophyta; Magnoliopsida; Malvales; Malvaceae
Exons: 8
Coding region: 184-1047 (287 amino acids)
Biological process (GO): protein ubiquitination
Cellular component (GO): membrane
Molecular function (GO): zinc ion binding; ubiquitin-protein transferase activity
Source: RefSeq, a predicted model, not a curated record
CACUAAAAUUAUAUUCUUUUAUGUGGAAAAAGAUUUUUUUUUGUCAAUUUUGUUUCAUUUCCAAGCAAAGGAAAGAAAAGACUAGAGACUUUUCAUUAAAGCUUUAUAAAAAGAUAAGCGAAAACAACAUUCCAGAUUCCAAGAUCAAAGCGCCAGUUACGGGACCUUUCAUUUUGGAUAAAAAUGGGCGAUCAUCUGGUUUUAUGUGUGGACCGUCUUAUAACACCUGAGAGUUUGCAAUCAACGCAAGAAACUGAGGCUGUUCGAUCUUCUGGUGAAGGCUCUUCCCAAGCCUCUGAGCCAGAUGCUUGUGCUAUUGGUGUUAAGGAAGUGGAAGAAUAUGGUUCCUAUGACGAAGAAGAACCACUUAUACAGGCAGCUGAAUGCCGAAUCUGCCAGGAGGAGGAUGACAUUAAGAAUUUGGAGACACCUUGUGCAUGUAGUGGUAGUUUGAAGUUUGCUCACAGGAAAUGUGUUCAGCAUUGGUGCAAUGAGAAAGGAGAUAUAACUUGUGAGAUUUGUCAUCAGCCUUACCAACCAGGAUAUACUGCACCGCCACCAACACCACCUCAGUCAGAGGAUACUACAAUUGAUAUCGGUGAGGGUUGGACAAUCUCUGGUGCUCCUUUGGAUUUGCGUGACCCUCGAAUUAUAGCCGUGGCUGCUGCAGAACGCCAUCUUUUGGAAGCAGAUUAUGAUGAAUAUGCUGAUACCAAUUUUAGUGGAGCUGCAUUUUGCCGGUCUGCGGUCCUAAUAUUAAUGGCUCUUCUACUCUUAAGGCAUGCUCUGUACCUAACAGCUGGAGAUGGAGAUGAUGAUGCAUCUGCAUUUUUCUCUCUUUUCCUGCUUCGCGCUGCCAGCUUUCUUCUCCCAUGUUACAUUAUGGCCUGGGCCAUCAGCAUAUUGCAGCGCCGAAGGCAGAGACAGGAAGCAGCGGCUCUUGCAGCAGCCGAAGUUGCGUUCAUGAUAGCCGGACAACGUCAUGGUCUACAGUUCACUAUAGCACCGGGACCUGCGGCAUCUCCUCAUCAGGAGCCACUUCAAUAAUCUCCGGCCGGCAAGUGGCAAUGGUAGGCUAGUGAUGGAACUAUGGGUAAACCAUUUUUCUACUAGCAGUGAAAGAAAACGAGGUGAUUCGUUUACCUCGCAUUUACCAUGUUGUACUUCAAUUGUUAUGUUGAAUUAAAAUUAAAUAUUUUAUUUUU